AUGGAGAACUACCAGAAGAUGGAAAAGAUUGGCGAGGGUGAGUCUUGCCCAACACGCCCGCGCUUGGCCUGUGAGCACGCAAAACUGACGACUGCUUGCNNAGGCACAUACGGAGUUGUCUACAAGGCGCGCGACCUGACCACGCCCGACAACCGCAUCGUCGCCCUCAAGAAGAUCCGUCUGGAAGCCGAGGAUGAGGGCGUGCCGUCGACGGCCAUCCGCGAGAUCUCGCUCCUCAAGGAGAUGAGCGACCCCAACAUCGUGCGCCUGUUCAACAUUGUCCACGCCGACGGCCACAAGCUGUACCUCGUCUUCGAGUACCUCGACCUGGAUCUGAAGAAGUACAUGGAGGCUCUGCCCGUCUCGCAGNNGGGAGGCCGUGGCAAGCCGCUGCCCGAGGGCUGCAUGGACGGCCGCGCCGGCCACAUGGGACUCGGCGACGCCAUGGUCAAGAAGUUCAUGCACCAGCUGUGCGCCGGCAUCCGCUACUGCCACUCCCACCGCAUCCUCCAUCGCGACCUGAAGCCCCAGAACCUGCUCAUCGACAAGGAGGGCAACCUCAAGCUCGCCGAUUUCGGUCUGGCCAGAGCCUUUGGUGUGCCGCUGCGCACCUACACCCACGAGGUGAGCCCCCCGCCCCCUUGCCAGCCUCUACCUUCCAAUGCUUCUUCUUCUUCUUCUUCUUCUUCUUCUUCUUCUUCUUCUUCUUCUUCUUCUUCUUCAAGCAUGCACUUGACGUCUGAAACUGACACUGCCCCANNGGUCGUCACCCUCUGGUACCGCGCUCCCGAGAUCCUCCUCGGCGGACGUCAAUACAGCACAGGCGUCGACAUGUGGUCCGUUGGCUGCAUCUUUGCCGAGAUGGCCACGCGCAAGCCUCUCUUCCCCGGCGACUCUGAAAUCGACGAAAUCUUCAAGAUCUUCCGCAUCCUCGGUACUCCCAAGGAAGAGGACUGGCCCGGUGUCACCAGCUUCCCCGACUUCAAGCCCAGUUUCCCCAAGUGGUCGCGCAACCCCGACGACGACAUCAUCAACCACGACGGCGCAAGAGUCCUGGGCGAGGACGGCAUCGACCUUCUCGAGUCGCUGCUCAUCUACGACCCUGCCGGCAGAAUCUCAGCAAAGCAGGCCUGCCUACACCCCUACUUCAACGACUCAAAGUACUACGGCGCACGAAACGGCUACCACUGA
Molecule: messenger RNA, 1191 nt
Organism: Aureobasidium uvarum
Lineage: Eukaryota; Fungi; Ascomycota; Dothideomycetes; Dothideales; Saccotheciaceae
Source: the annotation of a GenBank genome assembly